Messenger RNA from Syngnathus acus (greater pipefish), 915 nucleotides. RefSeq lists its product as uncharacterized. The record is from RefSeq and is a predicted model, not a curated record. Gene Ontology annotation, molecular function: catalytic activity. The coding region runs from base 108 to 896 and encodes 262 amino acids. The transcript has 3 exons. NCBI's taxonomy places the organism in Eukaryota, Metazoa, Chordata, Actinopteri, Syngnathiformes, Syngnathidae.
UGGAAUGGCGACAACAGCUGCGAGAGACGACAGUUGGAACCUUCACGAGGUGUCUCUCGGGAGGCCGCCCCCCCCGCGGUCUGCGAAUCCAACAAAACCACCCAGAGAUGUCGCCGAGGAAUGCACUUCUCUUCGUUUUUCAUCCAGCCGGAGCUGUCCGUCCUGCCCCACAUGUCCGGCAACUCCUCCUAAGGGAAGGCAACGUCGAGGAGAACCCGGGCCCUAUUUAUUGCCCUGGCUGCUCUAAGACGAUCCGUCAUGACUUCAUCCCGCUAGUCUGCAUCGCUUGCCGACGGAGUUUCCACAGGACCUGUAGCGGCCUGACCCGAGCACAGAAAAAGAGUCAUCAAGGCUUUCUCUGCGGAUCCUGCCCUGGAAAUGCCGUCGUGCCAUCACCUACGCGUUCAGUCUACGUGGGACCGAAAGUUUCACGACUCGAGGACCCAACACCUCAGCUACCUGGCCUCAACGCAAUUCGUCAAGAUCGUGAAGGCUCAGGCACAAAACUACAACGAGACGGGGGUCUUCUUAUCUACCUGAGAUCCGGCAUCCCCUACUCCAUUCUUCCCUCGACUCCCUCAGGUUCCCUCGAACUCCAACACCUGCACAUCCCCAUCGCCCGUAGGCGUCACCUCUCCCUUGUGAACGCCUACAUCCCCCCGGUGACAUCGGAACAGUGUCAGAUCCACCAAGACUCCACCUGGCUUUCUACAGAAAAGGGCCUUAUCUGUGGGGAUUUCAAUGCACACCACACGGCCUGGGAUGAAUUUGCAAAGGCAGAUCCCAGGGGUAAUGCCAUUCACCAAUGGGUCGACAAUCAUGACAAAACUCUCCUUAAUGAAUUAUGUCAAUGUUUCACCCAAUUCUUGCUUAAACUUGAAAAAAGCCUGGUCUGAAGAAUGCAAAGGGACAACU